Oryza brachyantha (malo sina) is the source of this 1822-nucleotide messenger RNA. Its product is annotated as pentatricopeptide repeat-containing protein At5g59600-like. The record is from RefSeq and is a predicted model, not a curated record. Gene Ontology annotation, biological process: RNA modification. NCBI's taxonomy places the organism in Eukaryota, Viridiplantae, Streptophyta, Magnoliopsida, Poales, Poaceae. Gene Ontology annotation, molecular function: RNA binding; protein binding. The transcript has a single exon. Bases 68 to 1528 code for a protein of 486 amino acids.
UUUGGUUCAGUCCUCCGAACGAUUCUGACUUAUUAAUACGGAAGCGCUGCCUUCUUUUGAAGGCUUGAUGCGAAAUGCAACACGGCUACAGCGUCACGCCGAUUCGGAUCAUCGACAAAUGUGCCCGGGGAACACGAGCUCAUGGAUGUGGCAGCUCACAAGCUAUUCCCGGCGAGGCCGCCACGGCGACGCCGUCCACCUCUUCUUCACCGGGCUCAGGAUCCAAGCUGGCAUCCACGGCAGGGUGGACCCCUGGCCGGGGGCCGUGCCGACGGCCCUCCGCGCCUGCGCGCACCUCGCGGACGUCGCCGCCGGCCGCCUCAUACACGCGCUCGUGCUCACCCGCCCAGCGCUCGCCUCGGACGCUGUCGCCGCCACCGCGCUCCUUGACAUGUACUCCAAGUGUGGCCUUGUCGCCAGCGCCCGCAAGGUGUUCGAUGAAAUGCCGCCGCGCAGGGACCUCGUCGUCUGGAACGCACUGCUCGCGUGCUACGCGCGACACGGUCUCCCAGAGCACGCCCUGGCGCUGGCGGUCAAGAUGCGGGGCCUUGGUCUGUGUCCCGACCUGGUCAGCUGGAACAUCGUUGUCUCAGGCUUCGCGCUGGCUGGCGAUGACCUGAUGGCCGGCGGUAUGGUCGGCGCCAUGCAAGAGGAUGGGUUCCAGCCGGACGUGGUCACAUGGACAUCGCGCGUCUCCGGCUCCGUGCUGAACUUUCAGUACGGCAGAGCACGCGAACUGUUCCGAGCAAUGAUGGCUGCCGAUGCUCAUGUCCAUCCAAGCUCGGCCACGAUCAGUACCAUCCUGCCCGCGUUCGCCAAUGUCGCCGACAUGAAGCAUGGCAAGGAAGUCCACGGCUACUCUGUCGUGGCCGGCGUCGAGCAAGAGCUCACCGUCAGCAGCGCCCUCGUCGACAUGUACGCGAAGUGCGGGCUCGUGCUCGACGCGCGCCGGCUGUUUGAGAAGAUGCCACAGAGGAGCACGGUGACAUGGAAUUCCAUGAUCUUUGGGCUGGCGAACUCUGGCCACUGCCAAGAAGCAAUCGGCCUCUUCGACCGGAUGCCGCGAAACGGAGCAAAGCCCGACCAUCUGACGUUCACCGCCGUCCUGACAGCUUGCAGCUACGGUGGCAUGGUCGAGCUCGGCAAGGGCCUGUACCGAGCCAUGCAGGAGGAGUACGGCGUAAGGCCGAGGCUGGAGCACUACGCUUGCAUGGUGCAUCUGCUUGGCCGAGCAGGGAGGCUCGACGAGGCGUACGAUUUCAUCGAGGCGAUGCCCCUGGACCCCGACCGCUUCGUCUGGGGUGCGCUGCUGGGAGCGUGCCGAAGCCAUGGAAACGUCGAGCUCGCGGAGCUGGCGGCGUCGCGUCUUCUGGCAGUGGAGCCAGACAACGCGGCGAGCUACCUGCUGCUCUCGAGCGCGCUGGCGAACGCUGGCAAGCAAGACGAUGCCUUCAUGAUCAAGAAGUUGGUGAAGAGGCGACGUCUAAAGAAGCUUGAUAGCUGCAGUUGGGUGGAGACUUCUCUGUGAUGAUGAUGACAGCCAGAGGCGGGCAGAAAUAAGAUUGUAGAGGGGUAAAGCAUAAUAAUCGUGAAAUGAUCCAUCCACCUCAAGUUAGAUGAUCCAACGCAAUUUUCAAUAUGUGAUACAGAGAUAAGUUCCCCCCAUAUUCUUCUUCCACAUAGAUGUACAGGAUGAUGUCUAUUUCCGACGAUACAUUUCAUACUCUCAACCUGCCAUCGUUUAGGUAUUAUCACAAACAUCACUUAAAUUGCAUACUGAGACUAUAGACUGCUAAACAUCAGACAUAUUGUACACAGCUAA